Molecule: messenger RNA, 582 nt
Organism: Sipha flava (yellow sugarcane aphid)
Lineage: Eukaryota; Metazoa; Arthropoda; Insecta; Hemiptera; Aphididae
Exons: 4
Coding region: 194-508 (104 amino acids)
Biological process (GO): SRP-dependent cotranslational protein targeting to membrane
Cellular component (GO): signal recognition particle, endoplasmic reticulum targeting
Molecular function (GO): endoplasmic reticulum signal sequence receptor activity; 7S RNA binding
Source: RefSeq, a predicted model, not a curated record
AGGAAAGACCCGUCAUCACACGACUCUAUUGUUGUCUAAGUUUCUAUCACGAUGUGGUUUACGUACUGUAGUAAAAUGUAUUGCUCUCUACAUAAUUAAUUUACGUAUUAUCUCUGACAUCAAAAGCAUAUGUAUUGUGUGAUAUUGGUUUAACACGUUAAUUAAUCGCGAUACAGUUUACAUUUUAAUCAAAAUGGUACUUCUCGACAAAAGCAAAUUUUUGGAAGAGCUAAAUAUUUUAUUUAAUACAUCACAGGCAUGUGGAUCGGUGAGAAUAACAAUGAAACUAUUACUUUUAAAUAAAGAGCCGAAAAAUUCGAAACAAAAAAUUGAAGUACCAAAAGAAAAAAUAUGUUUGAUCAGGGCUUCAUUCAAAAACAAAAAAUUAAGUACUAGAAUAUCUGCCAAUGAAGUAACUUCAUUUCAACAAGAAUACUGCACAUUGUUGAGAAAUUCAUUAAGUAGUUUGAAAAAGACUAAAAAGUUAAAGAAAAAAGUUAUGUCUUAAUAAAGUGAAACAAAAGCUUGUGAUAUUAAAACCUUUUUCUUAAAUAUAAUAUUGUAUUUUAUUGUAUUACUUAA